CUCACCUAAUGUUACACAAGAAGAAGACACGCGAUACUGACAACGUAGCAAUGUUUCUUUGCUCAACGCCUUCCUGGUGUAAGUCCUCGUGAACUCUUGCGGUCAUCGGUCUGUCCUGUGUGUGUUUGUGUGUUAUCUGAGUCCAGAGAGGGAGGACAUCGCGUUCAGGGCCAUAAACCGCUCCAGCGAGCAGCGUUUGGUCUCGAGUGGCGACGUGUACAUAAACAGUCCGCUUAAGCUGCUUUAAAUACAGCAGGCCACUGGCUUCUGUUCAUUCAUCUGAUACUUACUUUUUGGAAAGGACCGUUCAAACGUACAGUAAAACCAUGUCUAACCGGAGAAGAUCUCAGCCUCAACUUUUGUGCACCUCAACUUUGGCAGUAUUUGCAAUGCUGGCUUUGAAUGUUCAGGCCAGGCCGGCAAAUAUGUCAGCGUUAAAAGACAAACACCCCAACAGCAAAGAGGACAACGAGAUCCUUCCACCUGACCAUCUGAACGGUGUGAAGAUGGAAAUGGACGGUCACCUCAAUAAAGACUUUCAUCAGGAGGUGUUUCUGGGGAAGGAGAUGGAGGAGUUUGAGGAGGACUCCGAGCCCAGACGGAACAGGAAGAAACUUAUUGAAAUCUUUACCAAGGUGGAUAUUAAUAAAGACAGGAGUGUCAGUGCUAAAGAAAUGCAGCGCUGGAUCAUGGAGAAAACAGAAGAACAUUUUCAGGAGGCCGUUAAAGAAAACAAGCUCAGUUUUCGUGCCGUGGACCCUGAUGGGGAUGAACAUGUAACUUGGGAUGAAUACCGUGUGAAGUUUUUGGCCAGCAAAGGUUUUAAUGAAAAAGAAGUAGCUGAGAAGAUAAAAAACAAUGAAGAAUUGAAAGUGGAUGAAGAAACUCAGGAGGUUCUGGAGAGCUUGAAGGAUCGCUGGUUCCAGGCAGAUAACCCUCCAGCUGACCAGCUGCUGAAUGAAGAGGAGUUCCUCUCGUUCCUGCAUCCAGAGCACAGCAGAGGCAUGCUGAGAUACAUGGUCAAGGAGAUCGUCCGAGAUCUUGAUCAAGAUGGAGAUGGAAAAUUGACUCUUGCUGAAUUUAUCUCCCUUCCCGUGGGAACUGUGGAGAAUCAACAGGCCCAAGACAUCGAUGACGACUGGGUUCGUGAAAGGAAGAAGGAGUUUGAAGAAGUCAUUGACGCUAACCAUGAUAUGAUUGUAACCAUGGAAGAGCUGGAGGAAUACAUGGACCCUAUGAAUGAGUACAACGCCCUGAAUGAAGCCAAGCAGAUGAUUGCUGUGGCGGAUGAGAACCAAAACCACAACCUGGAACUAGAGGAGAUCCUUAAAUACAGCGAGUACUUCACUGGCAGCAAACUCAUGGACUAUGCCCGUAACGUACAUGAGGAGUUCUAAGACGGUCUCCUCAAGUCUUUAUGAAUAAGAACAGCAUGUAUAUAUCCCUAAAAUGUCACAAGGAUGAUCUUUGCUUGCUUCCCAGACUGGGAUCAACAAGUGCAUUCGGACAUGUUUGUAAAUGUACAAAACUUCAAGCCACAAAACCUUCUCUAAUGUUGCAAUGCGUAGAUAUAUAUUCCAUAUAAAUCAUUUUAGACACUGUCACUUUCAUCACGUUUUUGAAUGUGGAUAAUUAAGAGAAAUGUCUGUAAAUGAGGGAUUGGUGAGGGGAAAGACUGUUUUCCACAUGAAGGUGGAAUUCAUUUAAAAAAAAAAAAUUAUAAUAAAAAAAAAAUGGAGUAAUGUAAAUAAUGCUGGUGUUUGGAGUGCCAUAAUAUAUAAAGGCAUUCACAUUUUGGGUGGGUUGCUUUUGACAGGGUUUGAGCUUCCUGAGAUGUUAUUUCCAAAGAUAACAAGCCAGCUAAAGGAUUUAGGGUGGUAGUUUUGUGAAAACUAACAUACAGGCCUAUAUAUAGCACUUCUAUUUAAGAUCUCAUCAUUAAAUGCAAAAAUGCAGUGCAAAAGUCUAGUUUAGAUAACAUUAUUUGAGAGUUCAUAGGAUAAUUAAUCCAUCCAGAUGUGACCUAUUUGCACUGAAGCGUUUUUAUGAACCCUGUUAAGUCAUAAUUGUAUAUAGCCUGCAUAUUCUUAUUUUAUUACUUUUAAGAAUUCAGUUCACCCUGUUACCUCAGCAGUCUCCUUCAGUCAAAUGUUAGUUAAUAUAAUAGAGCAUAUUAUUCCUGACAUUGAUGUGUCUCCAUUGACAUCUGUAUUGUAAAAAGUCAUUCAAAAUGAUUUAAUUUAAACAUGAGAAAUGCUUUGAGAGGAAUUAUAUUAUUAGGAACUAUAAUUUACCCUUUUUAAAUCGCUAUGAAAAAUGGAAGGAACGAUGUGUAUUUUCUGGAUUUGAGAAAGUUUUAUUAAAAUACUCAUUUGCCUAAAGAAAUUAGGCUAAUGUUUCCUAUUGACACUGUGUAUAUAAUUGAGCUCUAGUUUUGGUGGUAAUCAUUUUUGAGCAUGCACUGGUAAUAGUUUAAGAUAUACAAUUUAUGCUUUGCUGUACGAAUUAUUCAUAACUCUGGCCUUUUGGAUUCAUUUGUUUUGUUAUUCCAUUGUGUGUUUAUUGGAUGUUAAAAUAUGAGCUGCUAAUGUGUUCACAAUUAUCUUUGUUCAUUGACUGAUUAUAUAUUACAUUCAUCCUGUGGAAAUUAAAGUAAUUGCCUAAAGUAAAAAAAA
This is a messenger RNA of Sinocyclocheilus grahami, 2675 nucleotides long. Its product is annotated as 45 kDa calcium-binding protein-like. NCBI's taxonomy places the organism in Eukaryota, Metazoa, Chordata, Actinopteri, Cypriniformes, Cyprinidae. Bases 327 to 1397 code for a protein of 356 amino acids. The record is from RefSeq and is a predicted model, not a curated record. Gene Ontology annotation, biological process: calcium-ion regulated exocytosis. Gene Ontology annotation, molecular function: calcium ion binding. The transcript is spliced from 7 exons. Gene Ontology annotation, cellular component: endoplasmic reticulum.